Messenger RNA from Labeo rohita (rohu), 1932 nucleotides. RefSeq lists its product as uncharacterized. The record is from RefSeq and is a predicted model, not a curated record. Lineage: Eukaryota; Metazoa; Chordata; Actinopteri; Cypriniformes; Cyprinidae. Gene Ontology annotation, molecular function: serine hydrolase activity. The coding region runs from base 18 to 944 and encodes 308 amino acids. The transcript is spliced from 3 exons.
CUGCAAGGCAGUACAGUAUGUCAUUCAUCCAGAAGAUUAGAUAUUUCUUUAAAAGGCAGAUUUCUAGAGUUCGGAUGGCGUUGAGCGGAUUUUUUUGGCGCAGACGGACACCUGAAGCGGCCACCAUGGUUGGGGUCACAGCUCACAAGAUCAGCAAACACAUCACCUUCCUCGCCAAUGACGUCGAUGGGACUCUCACGGAUGGUGUUUCACCUGUUCACCCUAAACCGAUAUUGCUGUUGUUGCCAUGGCUGGGCUCCAGACCACAGGCCAUUGCCAAAUACUGUGAGAUUUACUUUCGCACUGGCUUUGAUGUGCUUGUAGUGGAAAGUGAGGUGAGCCAGUUCUUGUGGCCACGCUGGGGGCUGGAGUAUGGUGGCCGUGUGCUCGAAUUACUAGAGAGCGAGCGCUUCUCACAGCGCCCCCUACUGGUCCAUGCUUUCUCCAUAGGAGGAUAUACGUUUGCUCAGGUGCUUGUUCAUGUGGCCAAAGACACCCAGCGUUACCGAGGCCUGACCAACCGGAUCAGGGGUCACAUCUAUGACAGCCUUGUCAUGGGAUCGCUGGAGCAUAUGGCCAACGGCCUGGGUAAAACCAUAAUGCCCCGGAUGGAAGGUCUCGUGAAGUCAGCUAGCCUUCUGUACUUCCGUGUCUUUAAAUACCAGACGGUUGACUACUUUGACUCAGCGAUCAGCAUUUUCUGGAACACUCCCAUAACGGCACCUUCUCUUUUCUUCUACUCUGAGAACGACGCACUGUGCGAUUACAAGAGCUUGGAGAAGAUGGCAGAUUUCUGGAAGAGCCGCGGCCUAUCUGUUGAGAGCAAGAAGUGGAAGGAGUCUGUUCAUGCAGGUCAUCUCCGCACACACCCUCAGGAUUAUCUGUCCACGCUGGAGAACUUUGUGCAGUCUCUCAACAUGGUGCCUCUGAAGGCCAAAAUGUGAUUUUUGAAGGCCGCCGCCCAUCUCAUUUAACAUCCAAGUUUCCUGAAGUGCCUGGUUUUAAUGUUACAUUCUUAGCUCUUUGUUCAAGUGGUACUUAGUCAAAUCGCUGUAUUGCAAAAUCUGUUUCUCAAACUUCUUCAGUCUGUUGAAAUAUUUAUGUGACAACAAGAAAGCCAUUUCAGCCAAAAAUUCAGAUCUGGUGCAGAUAAAGAAUCUGAGCUCUUUUCGAGGACUACGUAUAGCCUACUGAUAUGUUUCUAGUAAGGUUUAUUGCACUACAAUGUAAAGCUCCUGUACAUUAUCCAACAUCCAUUCAGACCUCAAAAUGACUGUUUAUCUUGAAAUACACAACUGUGUAUUAUUAUUUUGUUGUAGAUAUUUUUUUGAUAAACAUAAGCAUUUGAAUAACACUUGAAAGGUUUAUUUGUCCUUUUUUUUAAUAGUUGUUUUCUAAUAGUUUGUGAUCAUCUGAAUAUACUGUUGUUUGAUAAUUUAUCUUAACUAAUUAUUUUUUAAUCUACAGAAAUGAUCGACUCAUACAUUUAAUCUGUGACAAAAUCUGAGUUUUAUUUAUAAUGUACUGUUUGACAAAAUCGUGGAAAACCUAUGCAAUGUUUUUUGUAGCAAUGAGGUGGUAUGUUCAGGUAUGCAGACAAUAUGGUAAAAUCAAAUGAAGUGGGUCACUUUGGCUUUUGUAUUACAUAUUUCUAUGUUUUUAUUCUGUAUGGUAAAAUGGAGAUGUUUAACUUUUGCCAACUGACAUAUUUUAAAAAAAAAACCUUUAUGGUGAAUUAAUAAAGUGAAUUAUCAAAUGAAGGUUUUUACUUUUUUGAAGCUUAAUCUUGCAAGAAUCAAAUAAAUCAUUCUGAUUAAUGAUGUGGUUUGUCUGUUUAGACUAGACGUCUAGCAAGAGGGUUGUGUAAGAUGAAACUUGAGACAUAAUUUGGCAGAAUUGUGUUUAAAAUGAAUGACUUUUGAGUUGUUUUCC